AUGGCAUCUUCAGCAGCCUUGCGGCUAAACAAUCUUCGAAGACACUUGGAUUUGGAUGACACUGCCAACAAGGCUGCAGGAGUCAAUCCCGUUGGAGCGUCAAUCAACGUGAAGGUAGCUCCAGAGGUUUCUGAAGCGUUAUCACUAGGGCAUGCAGUUGUUGCUCUGGAAUCUACCAUUAUUUCACAUGGGAUGCCGUAUCCCCAAAAUUUGGAAACUGCAAAAGCGGUUGAAGCUGUUGUGAGAGAGAAUGGUGCGGUUCCUGCAACUAUUGCAAUUUUAGACGGUGUGCCUCGCAUAGGUCUAAGUGGGGAAGAACUUGAAAGGUUAGCUACUUUGGGAACCAAAGCACAGAAAACAGCUCGAAGGGAUAUUGCAUAUGUUGUGGCUAGAGGUGGAAAUGGUGCUACUACUGUUUCUGGCACAAUGUUCUUGGCUUCUAUGGUUGGUAUUCAUAUCUUUGUGACUGGUGGGAUGGGGGGAGUGCACAGGCAAGGGGAAUAUACUAUGGACAUAUCUUCAGAUCUCACCCAUCUUGGAAGAACACCAAUAGCAGUUAUAUGUGCUGGUGUAAAGUCAAUAUUGGAUAUCCCUAGGACCCUUGAAUAUCUGGAAACACAGGGAGUUUGUGUAGCUGCUUACAAGACCAAUGAAUUUCCUGCCUUUUUCACAGCAUCAAGCGGCUGCAUGGUUCCAUGCCGGGUAGAUACCCCUGAAGAAUGUGCUUCCUUAAUAGAAGCAAACAUCAAACUCAAGCUUGGAUCCGGAAUUUUGAUAGGAGUUCCUAUUCCUCAAGAGCACUCAACAUCUGGACAUAUAAUUGAAUCUGCCAUCAGUAAAGCCAUUAAAGAAACAAAGGAAAAUAAUAUAUCAGGAAACGCCAUAACUCCUUUCUUGCUCGAUAGAGUAAAUGCACUCACCGGAGGUGUCUCGCUUGCUUCAAACAUUGCUCUUGUGAAGAAUAAUGCCCAACUCGGGGCUAAAGUCGCCGUUGCCCUUGCUCAGCUAAGAGAAAACAGUCAAAGGAAACAAGAGACAGAAUAG
Lathyrus sativus (Indian pea) is the source of this 1044-nucleotide messenger RNA. Lineage: Eukaryota; Viridiplantae; Streptophyta; Magnoliopsida; Fabales; Fabaceae. The record is from the annotation of a GenBank genome assembly.